This is a messenger RNA of Sphenostylis stenocarpa, 879 nucleotides long. The record is from the annotation of a GenBank genome assembly. NCBI's taxonomy places the organism in Eukaryota, Viridiplantae, Streptophyta, Magnoliopsida, Fabales, Fabaceae.
AUGUUCUUAAUAACUGAUAAUUGUCUUUAUCCAAUCCAGUAUGGUGUCUUAAAAGAAAUUGAAGGCAUAUCAUCUGAGACAAUAUUGCUAUUAUGGAGUAUGAAAGAAAAGUACAACAGUGAUUCAAAAUUCAAAAUUUAUUUUGACACACUCCCUGAAAAAUUUAAUACAGGUUUGAGUUUCAGCUUUGAAGCAAUUACAAUGUUAGAUGGAACGUUGCUGUUGGAAGAGAUAAUGCACGCAAGACAGCACCUGCAUGCUCAAUAUGAUGAGUUGUUCCCUGCUCUGUCCAGUACUUUUCCUGAUAUAUUUCCACCAGAGCUGUACACAUGGAAGAAAUUUUUAUGGGCUUGUGAACUUUGGUACUCUAAUAGCAUGAAGAUAAUGUAUUCCGAUGGAAAGCUAAAAACAUGCUUAAUCCCUAUAGCUGGCUUUCUUAAUCAUUCAGUAUACAUUGACGGUACCGACGUUGAUUCUAAUGAUAUACCCAGUUCCAACUGGACGAGUCACAUGGUGCGCGGUACCUGGCUCUCCAAGGAUCACAGGAUAUUCUACUAUGGUCUUCCCUCUCCAUUAUUGGACCAUCUUAGGAGAUCUCAGAGUCCCAUGCUGCGGACGAAGACCUUUUUGCAAGAAAGCUUGGAAAAUGAGCUGGAAGUUCUUGAAAAUCUCAAAGAUAUUUUUGAUGACAUGGUGGAAAAUAUGGGCGAGAACGAUCUUGAUGACAGAGAAAACUGCAGUCAGGAUGAAAAAUUGGCUAUGGAUUUUAAAAAUACACAGAGACGAAUUGCGUGUUCUGUUUCAACUUCAUGUGACGUUGGGAUGGACAUGUUGAAGAACGAACUACGCAAGUGCAUGGCUGAGGACAUCCUAGGCUAA